AAGACCUCCAAGAGGCCCCCAAGAGGCCCUCCAGAUGUUUCCGCAGCCAUUUGGUCUCAAGUCAUUUUUGGCCCUUGCGUCCACUUGGACAAGGCAGUCUGCGCUACACAACAUGACCCCCACCCCUCGAGGCCCUGUAGUGAUGGCGAGCCUCGCUGGCGUCAGGCUCCCAGCCGUCGGCGAGCAGCUCCCGCAAUCAGGGCCUGCGCUGGCGUGGGCAGAGGCAGCCAGCGCGGCGCCCACACUGAGGCAGCCCUCGACUCCCAGGAUGGCCCGCGGGCGCCAUGGCGCGGGCAAGUGGCUUCAGCACCCCGAUCAGCCAGGCAGGCUGGCUGGCGGCCACAGGGGUGCUGUGCCCGGCUCCGGCGCCCCCUCCUUGGGCAGGAUCCGCCGGCCUCUAGGGCUCCAACCUCCUGCCUCGGGGAACGGAGAAUGACAUAGGAAUAGGAAUUCGGAGGUCCGCCCAGGUUCUCGGAUCCGCGGAACUCGCGCGGGCCUCCGAGAUUUUAUGUUUAUGGCAUUGUUUGUUCCCCUAUCUUCGUCUCUCAAUGACGUCGCCGAGAUGCAGCAGAAGCUCUUCGCGGGGCGCUCGGAGCCUCGCCCAGGCAGCGGCAGGACGACCCAGCGCGAGGCCGAGGCUUUCACGGUCCCCCCGCUGCCAGGAGUGGAGCUGGGCAGCAGCGAGGCCAUCAGCGACCAGUCGAGCGACACCGAGUCGACCUCCGACCUCUCCACGGAGUCCCUGGUGCCUUCCCGGGCGGGCACCUGGCGCCACCGGGCCCGCGCAAUCGACAGCGAGGUGGAGCGGCCCCCUGCCGUGUCGGGACGCGUCCGUCUCGCCGGCGAGCCCUGCCGUCCAGAGGAGGGGCGCAAGCCUGGCCUCCCUCUGCGGCCGCAGGAGGCCUAUACCUCGACCACCGCAGGCCCGGCCGACCUCGGCGGCGACGAGGGCCUUCAUGCCCGGCCCAAGGGGCCGCCCCCUCGGCCGCAGGCCGCGCGAGCCCGCCGACAUGCAGGGAGUUGGCCGCUCUCGGUCUUCGUGCUGUGCACGUGGAUGCAUGUGACGACUGUUGGCUGGUUGCGCCCCCUCUCUUCAGGGGCAACGAUAGGGGGGAUAGGCAUAGGGGGGCACUGGGAUAUGUGCGGCAGCAAAGGCAGCCUCCACGCCAAAUCGGAGGUGCCUUGUUUCAGGAGCAUGUGACCUGCAAGGCUGCGCAGGUUCGGAGGCGGGCAGACACGUGCUCUUCGCCGCUCGGCACUCAGAGUAGAAGGAUGUGCCCAUGGAGCAGGCCUUCAGGGCGCGCACCCAGAGUAGGCACGCAGAGCACGCCAAAGCACGGCCCACUGUCCCGAGGGAGCCUCAGCACCGCGUGCCAGUGCGGCUUUGGCUAUGGGAGGCCGCCGCAUGUGCUUUGCAGUCGUUUUUUUGGUUGGGGGGGUGGGGGUCCUCCACCCUCCCUCCGUAGCUGCAGCGGCAGGAGCCUUACCCGCGGCACGGUAACGCGAGUGUGGGGCAUGUUCUUGCUUAAUUGACGGAAAGUGCCACGAUAUUUGUUUCAAGCGGCACAGUUCGCAAUCGAAUGGUUUGUGCCAGUUGAUUGUCCAACUUAUACAUUUAAUACAGGCGCCAGGGCGCCCACGAAAAUUCCGUUGCUCGGACCAGGUGGUCGGCAUCACCCGCACAGUUUCAUAUAUCUCCUGUUCUUCCAGACAGGUCAAAUAGUUGGCAAGCUUGGACCUGAAUGACCACCACGGCCAAGGCUGCGGUCAGGCGGCCCAGGCAUUUGACAGCACGCGUGCAGAUGCUUUUAAGAGCCUCGGAGCGAACAGUAACGUAAAAACACACUGCAAAUUGGCCGACGC
Molecule: messenger RNA, 1863 nt
Organism: Prorocentrum cordatum
Lineage: Eukaryota; Dinophyceae; Prorocentrales; Prorocentraceae
Source: the annotation of a GenBank genome assembly